AGGGAGAAGGAAAUUGAGGGAGGGGAGGGAAUGAGAAUGUUGAACUGUGAAAACAGAGGCUCCUCCUUGCACAAGUGUGUGCUUUAUUGUGGUAUCCUCACUCUCUCUCUCUCUUGCACUCAUUCGCUGCCUCUCUCACUCAUUGUCUCUCUCUCAGUCUCUCUCACUCACUCGCUCUACCAUUUACUCUCACUUACCCUCUCUCUCAUCUCACCAUCUCACCAUCUUUCUCAGGAGAACAGGGGAGCGGGUAGAAAUACCAGCUCUUCAGGAACAAAACAUAGCAGCAGUAGAAGGGAAGGAGAAGGAAAGAACAGGAGAGAGAGAAAGAGAGAGAAAGAAAACUAUAGGGUUUGAGCGGCUAGAAGGACUCAGGGUUUGAGAGGUGGACUCUUGGGUCAGUUCUUAUCAGCCUGCUAACCUUUACGACGUGCGCCCUCUCGUGCACCCUCACCUCUACCACGUGCGCUCCCGUGCACGCCUGUCCUCUGACAUGGACCGGGCCGGGGAGGAGGAGAUGGAGCUGCCCAUCCCGCUGAGCGAAGGGGAGCAGCUCAUCAUCCAGGACACCUGGGCAAAAGUCUACCUGAAUUCUGAGGAAGUGGGCGUGGCCAUCUUGCUCAGGUUGUUCGGGAACGAGCCCAGCUCCAAGCGCUUCUUCAGCCAAUUCCGGGACAUGGUAGACCCCCUGGAGCUGGAGUGCAGCACCCAGCUGAAGAAGCACGCCCAGCGGGUGAUGAGCGCCAUCAACACCCUGGUGGAGAACAUCCAGGACGAUGCCAAGAUGGCCUCCGUGCUGAAGAUGGUGGGCAAGGCACACGCAAUCAGAUACAAGGUGGAACCUGUCUACUUCAAGAUCCUGUGUGGGGUGAUCCUGGAGGUUCUUGGGGAGGCGUACCCGGAGUUGGUGAAGGCGGAGGCGGCCGCCGCUUGGACCAAGCUGCUGGCCAACGUGUGCUGGAAGCUCUCUGCCGUGUAUGACGAGCUGGGCUGGACCCCCGGGCACGGGUACCAGGACGGGCAGCAGCAGCACCACGACACCUCAAGCAGCAGCUAGGCAUCAACCCAAGCCCUUACGCCCUUACGGCCCCCUCGCUCCUCCUGGCAUUCUGGAAACUUUUGACUGGUUUUAUUGACGUCCCGACACCCAAAAUAAGCAUGUGCGCUAAAGCGCACCAUGCCCCAUACCAAGGCCUUGUUCAUACCGGUGAAUUAGUUGCCUUUCAGCAGUUAUCGGGAAGAACACUUAGUUCCAAUUCAACACAGUGCAGCUGUGCAGCACUGGCUACUGGGAUACACUCGCCAAUAAAUAGUUCAAUUUGAUAAGUGACUGUUUAAACCCCUGCGCUUCACGUUUGUAGAAAUGUGCGUCUUAUACACGUUGAUCCCUCAGACCACAGAAUCACUUUGAGUCGGAAAACUGUUCAUUCAAGUUCGGAAUAUAUUCUGUCAUAAUUAUGCAGGUCUCAGUGGGCCCCCGAAGCUAAGGGUCAGCUCUGCUGGGUCCUGGAUUGAAGCAGUUGAAGAAAGACUGAUACCAUUUCCAAUUGGUGACCAGGGAAUAUUAUAAUACAUCCAUAAGUAAUGGGUAUGCUCACGUUCAGUAAACUACUAAUGCGCACUCAUGGGCUCAAAUGGAAAUCUGCAAGGGGUAAAAGCAAUGUUGAGUUUGUGGUUUGUUCCAAUGUGUAUCCAGUUCUUAAAGGCCUCAUACAGCCAUGGUCUGCAACCCAAGAAGUUGACCCUAAGAUGGGCCAACCGUCAAGCUUAUUAGAAAAGGUGGGAAAACAACAUAAUGGUUAAAUUAGUGGUGGAUGAAAGAAAUUGUAUCAUAAGCAAUAUAAACAAGGACCUGUGUGAGUGAGUGUGUGUCUGUGAGAGUGUGCUAAAUAUUGAGGCUAGUGCUAAACAUGGCGUUAAACACAUGCUAGAGACCAGCCUUCUCUAUCUAACAACCUAACACAAACUAAAGCUACAGUCAAGAUCUCCAUCUCAAAUUGAAUGUUUAUUUACACAUUCAUAUAAAAGCUUGUGUCAUUUUUUUUGUUCUAUUUACAAUGGCUCCUUUUUCAGAAACUAAAACAGUUAUUGGCUGUUAGUGUGUUUGUAACAGAUAUUGUCUCUGUGUUUUUAUAAAUAAACUAGACUGUAUAAAGAGGAACUAAAAUAUAUAAAGGGAACUUUGCCCGAUCCACCAGCAAAAUGAUUAUGCCAAACUAGGUUGUGCCUUCAACAGAAUUUAUAUAAUCUCCAUGUCAUCUAAAUCUAAAUGUCAUCUUUAUCUCAAUGCCAUAGUAACACUUAGGUUUUUUUUAUCAAUUGCUAUUGAAUUCUUCACUCCUCGACUCAGAAUGUAUUUCUAUGAAUUUGGUCACAAAAUAUUCAUGAAUUUCACGAUCCUUUUUUUUUAAGA
Gadus morhua (Atlantic cod) is the source of this 2413-nucleotide messenger RNA. Its product is annotated as cytoglobin-1. The record is from RefSeq and is a predicted model, not a curated record. Lineage: Eukaryota; Metazoa; Chordata; Actinopteri; Gadiformes; Gadidae. Gene Ontology annotation, biological process: oxygen transport. Gene Ontology annotation, molecular function: iron ion binding; heme binding; oxidoreductase activity. The transcript is spliced from 3 exons. Bases 494 to 1057 code for a protein of 187 amino acids.